AUGGCAGACCGACUCUUCAAGCCGAUCAAAGUCGGCAACUCGCUGCUGAAGAACCGCGUUGUCAUGGCUCCGCUUACUCGUUUCCGUGCGGAUAAGGACCACAAUGUCAGCGAGCAUGCCAAAGAGUACUACGAACAGCGAGCAUCGGUCCCCGGGACUCUACUCAUCACUGAAGCGACAUUUGUAUCUGGACAAGCGGGUGGCUACCCAAACAUUCCUGGCAUAUGGAGCGAAACUCAAAUCGCCGGCUGGAAAGACGUUGUCGAUGCGGUUCAUAAGAAGGGGUCUUUUAUCUACCUCCAACUGUGGGGCCUUGGCCGUGUUGCGCAGGAGAAAGUCUUGCAGGAGGAAGGUGGCUGGAAAGUACGCAGUGCUAGUGCCAUUGCUGUGCCUGCUGAGCAGACAUCUACUGGCAAAGCGGGGACAACGCCUGACGCGAUGACUGAAGAUGAGAUCCAUGAGUUCAUCAACGACUAUGCUCAAGGAGCUGCCAAUGCCAUAAAGGCUGGCUUUGAUGGUGUUGAGAUUCAUGGCGCCAAUGGCUAUCUCAUAGAUCAAUUCUGGCAAGACGUCAGCAACCAGCGAACAGACGCCUGGGGUGGCAGCAUCGAAAAGCGCGCAAAAUUCGGCCUCGAAGUCACCAAAGCCAUCAUCAAGGCAACGGGCGACAGCAAGAAGGUCGCCAUUCGCCUCUCACCCUACGUUGAAUUCCAAGGCAUGGGUAUGGGCGACCGAACGAUCGACAACUUCACAUACAUCACCAAAGAGCUGCUCAAGCUAGACCUCGCGUACAUCCACUUCAUCGAAAGCCGCAUCUCCGGCAGUGCAGCGGAUGGCGUGUACCGAACAGCAGAGGACGGUACCGUCGAGCUGGACCCAUUCAUCAAAGUCGUAGGGACGGAAGUACCAAUCAUCAUCGCAGGCGGAUACACACCCGAGAAAGCCCGCAAAGUCGUAGGCGACAUGUACACAUCCGACAACAUCCUCAUCGGGUUCGGAAGGUACUUCAUCAGCACGCCAGACCUCCCAUUUCGACUCCAGCAUAACAUCGAACUGAACCCCUACGAGCGCAAGACUUUCUACACGCCCGGCGAAGGCGGAUACACUGACUACCCGUUCAGCAAGGAGUUCCUCGCGGCACAGGCGGACAGCAAGCUUUAG
Molecule: messenger RNA, 1161 nt
Organism: Zasmidium cellare ATCC 36951
Lineage: Eukaryota; Fungi; Ascomycota; Dothideomycetes; Mycosphaerellales; Mycosphaerellaceae
Exons: 2
Coding region: 1-1161 (386 amino acids)
Molecular function (GO): NADPH dehydrogenase activity; FMN binding
Source: RefSeq, a predicted model, not a curated record